GAAUUAAGCGACGAGGCCUGGCAGACUUUUGAAAUCUCCCUUUCGCGAGGAAAAUGGCUCUUAACAAAGAGUCUGUGGAUUCCCAUUUUUCGUUUGUUCCAAAAGUUGUUAACGGCGGUAUCGCUGGGAUCGUCGGUGUAACCUGCGUUUUUCCAAUUGAUCUGGUUAAGACGAGGAUGCAAAAUCAACAAGAUGGCAAAAAGUUAUACAAAAAUGUUUUGGACUGUGCUGCAAAAACAUAUCGUGCUGAAGGAUUUUUUGGCAUGUACAGAGGAAGUGGUGUCAAUCUCCUUUUAAUUACACCAGAAAAAGCGAUUAAAUUAGUCGGCAAUGAUUUUUUUCGUUAUCAUUUAAAACCUGAGGGCAAACCUUUAACUCCAAUUCGUGAAAUGUUUGCUGGAGCUGGUGCAGGAACUUGUCAAAUUAUUAUCACUACACCAAUGGAAUUAUUGAAAAUUCAAUUACAAGAUGCUGGUCGAACAUCAAUUCCUGUAACUAACAGCAGUGGUACAGUAGUAGCGACACGACAGACUGCUACUCAAUUGGCUAUUAAAUUGGUUCGUGAAAAAGGAAUAUUUGGUUUAUAUCGUGGAAUGGGUGCUACAUUUUUACGUGAUGUUUCAUUUUCUAUGAUAUAUUUUCCAUUAUUUGCAAAUUUUAACGCUUUAGGUCCAAGAAGAUCUCCAAAUAGUGUAGAGGCUGUUUUCUAUUGGUCAUUUCUAUCAGGAUUUUUAUCAGGAACAAUAGCUGCAUUCAGUGUGACCCCAUUCGACGUUGUUAAGACUCGACUACAAACAAUUAAACAUAUUGAAGGAGAGAAAGUAUUCAAAGGAAUAACAGAUUGUUUUGUACAAACAUUACGUAAUGAAGGUGUUCAUGGUCUAUUCAAAGGGGCUGGUUGUCGUGUUAUGGUUAUGGCACCAUUGUUUGGUAUAGCACAAACUGUAUAUUACCUUGGUGUUGCUGAACGAAUUUUAGGUUAUCCAAGAUAUUAAAACAAAAAUGAAUGAAUUAUACACACAUACAAUCAUUCAUUUUCAAUUCAUAAAAAUGAAAUGAUGCAUUGAUACCCUGCCACCAAAUGUAUUCAUUCAUAUCUACUUCUAUUUUUUUUCCACAGAGGAUAGGGGAACAGUAAGGAAAUAAUAAGGUUACGCAAUGCAUUCUUUCUAGCAAUAAAUCAUUAUUAUUUUCUAUACAAUUUUGUGAUAAAUAAUUUGUAUUGCUUUACUAAUAGAUAAUAAACCAUUAUGAUGUGUUUACUUCGGUUGAAUUCCAUAUUGAUAUUGUGUUUCCUUCUUUCAAUCCCUUUUUCAAUUAUUUUAUUAUUAUUCCUCCUCUUGUUUUCACAUACCAAAAGUGUAUACUCUUUGUUCCAAUUAACACGGGCGUUUUAUUAUUAAGUUAUAACUGUGAUUUUCUAUUUACUUCGUCUUUGUAUAAUUAAAUUUCCUUAUGCCUUGUCCGUAUACAUUCGAUGGACACACACACACCUUGAUUAGAGAUAUAUGUACUAAAUAUUGAUGAUAAAAAGUGAACGAAUCUCUGUUAUAUUUCCUCUUAUAAUCCUUUGAGAAAAUCACUAGGCCACAUCUAUCUUUGUUUAUUAUUUAAUAAAAGCGGUUGUUUUUGUUUGUACAUAUGUCGUGAUUAAUUAAUGUAUCUAUUAUAUACAUUAAUUACAUUAUCAUAUCUGAUUAUGUAACUAGUUAUUAUCAUGUUAAUUAUUACCUUUAUUGUUUCGAUUAUCAAACAUUUUCCCUACUUUCUCCCCCCUCUCUCUCACACUCUCUGUCUCUCUUUCUUUAAGAUUAUAUUUUUAUAAAAUUUGAUUGAGUUUCACCUUUUUAUUAUAUUUAUUUGUUAUUAUCAUUAUUCCGAAUAAAUUAUAUGUUGCCA
This is a messenger RNA of Schistosoma margrebowiei, 1899 nucleotides long. The record is from the annotation of a GenBank genome assembly. NCBI's taxonomy places the organism in Eukaryota, Metazoa, Platyhelminthes, Trematoda, Strigeidida, Schistosomatidae.